AUGUCUAAGAGCGAGAAAAUCAUAAUGGAAAAGGUUAUCCAGCGAAAGGGUUGUUAUGUUACGUGCGAGUUGGUGGAGAAAUUUAUUAAGGAGUAUAGAGAGGAGCGAGAUCGAGUACAGAUAUCAGUGCGUAUUGAUGUUUUAGACCGAGCCUACCAAGAAUUUCUGGAGGCUCAGGUAGAAAUCGAGAAAAAUGAGAGACCGGAGACGUUAGAUGCCCGAUUCAUGGAGCGAACGGACUUCGAAGAGCGCUACUGUUUAGCUAAGGGUUUCUUGCUUUCAAAGUGUCCCCUUGAAGCACACGAAUCGAUACUCAAUAGUUCAGUAAAUCCUUCCUCUAUUCCAACUGCUGCAGGUUUUCACUUGCGACUCCCGAAGAUAGACUUGCCCAAGUUUGACGGUGAUUUCUCCCGUUGGAUGGCUUUUCGCGACUCGUUCCAAUCAAUGAUCCACGUCAAUGCAGAAAUUCCUGCAGUCGCCAAGCUUCAAUACUUGUUACAAUCGCUAGAAGGUGAAGCAAAAAAGCCGUUUGAGAGCACUGAUAUUGUAGCCGAUAACUAUGCCGUAUCUUGGGAGACUCUUUUGAGACGAUACGACAAUCGCAGAUUAUUAAGACGUCAACUUUUUCGAGCACUGUACGAUCUGCCAUCUGUACUCUCGGAGUCACCACAAGAACUACAUACACUAGCUGAUGAUUUUCAACGACACGUUAAGGCACUUGCGAAGCUGGGUGAACCGGUUAAUCACUGGGACACUCCACUUACCAGUAUGUUGUCUUACAAACUUGAUUCCACAACCCUUCAGAGCUUUGAAGAAAAAACCUGCGGGAAAGAUUCUGUUACGUAUGAGGAUUUGGUGGAAUUUCUAUACCAACGAGUUCGAAUUUUGAAAUCUGUUGCUUCCGAUAUACAGUACCGCUCUGUGCCUGUGGCUGGCAAACCGCAUGCUUCACGAGUGGCCUCGAAUGCAGCUGCAUCCAUCCAGCCCACUGUUUUAAGUUUUUCUGAUCCACAGAACAUUGAUACUGGGUGCCUCGUAUGUUCGGAACGACAUUCCAUCUACCAAUGCCCAACGUUCUAUCAAAUGGCCACUGGUCAGCGCUGCGAAGUGGCGUCCACACGAAGGCUUUGCUGGAACUGUUUGUCUCCGGGUCACUUAAGUAGAAAAUGCAACUCAAAGUUUUCUUGUCGCCAUUGUAACGAAAGACACCAUUCACUGCUUCAUGCUUCCGAGAACGAUAUUGUCGUUUCACCUGAGAAGAAAUCUGAGUUACAGCAACAACCUUCGACAUCUUCUGGACUCCCAUUGCCCUCUACAAAUACAAGCAUGGCCGCUCAACAUAUAGACAACUGUAUUUUCCUUGAAACUGUCAGUCUAUACAUAGUCGACCGGUGUGGACAAGCACAUAUCGCACGAGCUUUACUUGAUUCGGGGUCAACAUCAAAUUUUAUGUCCAAUCGACUUGCAGACAAACUAGGACAAACGUCACAGGUAGACAUCACUGUUGCAGGAGUUGGACAAGUUAUUAACAUUAACCGGCAACUUACCGCUACUAUAAAGGCCAUUUCUUUACCAUUUACUGCGACACUCAAUUUUCUGCUUGUAUCACAACCCAGCUUAAGAUUACCUAAUGUUUCCGUCGAUGUAUCAGGAUGGAAGAUUCCAGAAAUAACUAUGGCAGAUCCUCAAUUUCAUAGUGCUGGUGGGAUCGACCUCAUCAUUGGUGGUGAAUUGUACCAGAGUUUGCACACCGGCAGGAGACUUUCCCUAGGAGAUGGUUUUCCAAUGCUCGUCGAGACUGUGUUCGGUUGGACUGUAUCAGGUGGAAUGGAUCACGCUGUCAAUGAAAGAAACCCAGUUUGUCUAAUAUCCGCAAUGAACAAUUUGCAACAAGACACUUCUCAAAAACUCAUGAACACUAAAGCCAAUCCUGCUCGUACCGUCGUGUUACCGUUCGUUUCGUCUUGCUCCGCCACCACCGCGUACGUUUCGCCGGUAUCUUGCCGCUCGCGCGCCACCGUUUCAAGCCUUGGAUCAGUUAAUAAACAACCCGCAAUUCGUCAUAGUAAUACAUCCGAUCAGUACUUCUGA
Molecule: messenger RNA, 2091 nt
Organism: Topomyia yanbarensis
Lineage: Eukaryota; Metazoa; Arthropoda; Insecta; Diptera; Culicidae
Exons: 1
Coding region: 1-2091 (696 amino acids)
Molecular function (GO): zinc ion binding; nucleic acid binding
Source: RefSeq, a predicted model, not a curated record